GGGAGACCACUCUGACCGGCAAGCAUGGAAGACCACAAAGAAAAAUAUAAACAUCAGACGGAUUCGGUUGAGAAAAUAAAGGAGAAAAGAGGACAAGAAGUUGUUUCUUUGAGAAAAGAGAAGCGAGAAAAAAUCGUCAGUUCAAAGCGUUUUCGUUUUGGGUUAGAGAGAGAAAGUGGAGAUGACCAUGGGUUCACAGUGGAAAUGGUGAAGGAGUUGUGUGGUAAGCUGUCCCAGUCUGGACCGGAAAGGUUGUCCGCCCUGAAAGGCAUCAGGCAGGCGUGUGCUGAGGGAACAAGUUACAUAGACGCUGUCUUCAGUGUUGAGAACAGCCUGCAGAGUGUUGUGGGACUGUUGACGGGGAAUGAUGCAGACCUGCAGCUUGAGGCCGCCUGGUGCCUCACCAACAUCUCUGCAGGAACCUCUGAGCAUGCCCUCGCCGUCGCCAAGAUGGCCGCCCCUUAUCUCAUCACUUACCUCGGCUCCAGCAACAAUGCCUUACAGGAUCAGUGUGCAUGGGCGUUGGGCAACAUUGCAGGGGACAGUGCUGAGUGCAGGAACCUGCUUCAUGCCCAGGGCAUAGUGGCUCCCAUUGUCAACUUACUAAAGUCCCCGGUGCCAGCUGUGGUGCAGUCAGCAGCAUUUGCCAUCUCAAACAUUGCCAGGGAAUCCCCUGCAGUCACAAGAGAGUUGGUAGGUGCAGGUAUCCUGGGCAUUCUCCCUCAGUACAUGAACCUGGGCAAAGGGAACAGGGACACUCUAACAGAGAUCGCCUGGACCCUUACCUACCUUUCUACAACAGGGGAGCAUGUGCCAGCUAUGAUAGAGAAUGGUCUGCUCACGUCCACUGUUGACCUGCUUGUGAAACUGGCCAAUGAAGGUGACAAGUCCUACCCGAUAGUGACGCCCUUGCUUCGUUGCCUGGGUAAUGUGUGUAGUGGCCCCGAUGAGUACACGGAGCAAGCCUUGGAAAACCCUCGUCUCCUGCACACCCUUGGGGUCUACCUCGACUCAACAGUAAAAUACGUAGUCAAGGAAACACUCUGGGUCCUCUCCAACAUUGUUGGAGAGCCAACAGUUGCUGAGUCAGUAGCUAACGGACCAAUUGUGGAAAAAGUGGUCGCAAAAAUGGAUGCUGGCUUUGAUGUGAGACAGGAGGCGCUGUAUGUGUUGAACAAUCUGGCUUGUCACGGGGAGGAGGCAUGUAGCUGUCUGCUCCGACACAAGGUGUUGCAGGGUUUCACACCCACACUUAAGACACAUGAUGCAGACGUGCUCAACCUCGCACUUGGCUUCAUUGAGAUGAUGCUGCGCAUGUGUCCUGACAGUGUUGAUGUGUUUGACACAUGCGGCGGGCAGGCACGCCUGGAGGGGCUGGAGUACCAUGACAACCCUACCAUAGCUGGCAAGGCUCACGAAUUGCUGCAAGCAUACUUCCUAACUGACAAUAAUCAGGAAGAUGUUGGGUAAGAUGAAAGGCAUCAAAUAUGGUGUCCAGGGACUGGUGUGGUACGGAUACACCAGGCAACACCAUUACCCAGGCAGCAAUGUGUACAGGCGUUUAUGUGGUACUCAGGUGUUCACACAGUCAGGACAAUGGCCCUCUGUUUUUAAUCAAUUUUUCUCUGCCCUCUAUGCUAUAUCUGUAAAUAUGUUGUUUUGUAUAGGCCAUUUUUAUGUACCAUUGAAGAGCCCAUCAUUUUUUAAACAUUUCAUGAAGAAACUGAAUUUUGCUAUCAUAUCUCUUUACGCAAUAAACACAAGUGUUUUG
Messenger RNA from Mya arenaria, 1771 nucleotides. Its product is annotated as importin subunit alpha-8-like. Gene Ontology annotation, cellular component: cytoplasm. The transcript is spliced from 13 exons. Gene Ontology annotation, biological process: protein import into nucleus. Bases 25 to 1470 code for a protein of 481 amino acids. The record is from RefSeq and is a predicted model, not a curated record. Gene Ontology annotation, molecular function: protein binding; nuclear import signal receptor activity. Lineage: Eukaryota; Metazoa; Mollusca; Bivalvia; Myida; Myidae.